This is a messenger RNA of Loxodonta africana (African savanna elephant), 3596 nucleotides long. It is a transcript of the gene KHSRP, whose product is annotated as KH-type splicing regulatory protein. Gene Ontology annotation, biological process: regulation of DNA-templated transcription. The coding region runs from base 16 to 2268 and encodes 750 amino acids. The record is from RefSeq and is a predicted model, not a curated record. The transcript has 19 exons. Lineage: Eukaryota; Metazoa; Chordata; Mammalia; Proboscidea; Elephantidae. Gene Ontology annotation, molecular function: mRNA binding. Gene Ontology annotation, cellular component: nucleus; cytoplasm.
CGGCCCCGCCGCGCCAUGUCGGACUACAGCACGGGAGGACCCCCGCCCGGGCCGCCGCCGCCCGCCGGUGGGGGCGGGGGCUCCGGAGGAGCCGGGGGCGCCGGGGGAGGCCCUCCUUCAGGCCCGCCGGGCGCGGGGGACCGGGGCGGCGGCGGCCCCGGCGGCGGCGGCCCGGGCGGAGGGUCGGCCGGGGGCCCCUCGCAGCCGCCCGGCGGUGGCGGCCCGGGAAUCCGCAAGGACGCCUUCGCCGAUGCGGUGCAGCGAGCCCGCCAGAUCGCAGCCAAGAUUGGAGGCGAUGCUGCUACCACAGUGAAUAACAGCACUCCCGAUUUUGGUUUUGGGGGCCAAAAGCGACAGUUGGAAGAUGGAGACCAGCCUGAGAGCAAGAAACUGGCUGCCCAGGGAGACUCGAUCAGUUCUCAACUUGGGCCCAUCCACCCUCCCCCAAGGACUUCAUUGACAGAGGAGUACAGGGUCCCAGAUGGCAUGGUGGGACUGAUCAUUGGCAGAGGAGGUGAACAGAUUAACAAAAUCCAGCAGGAUUCCGGCUGCAAAGUACAGAUCUCGCCAGACAGCGGCGGCCUCCCCGAGCGCAGUGUGUCCCUCACAGGAGCCCCAGAGUCUGUCCAGAAAGCAAAGAUGAUGCUAGACGACAUCGUCUCUCGGGGUCGCGGCGGCCCCCCAGGGCAGUUCCACGACAGUGCCAACGGGGGCCAGAACGGGACCGUUCAGGAGAUCAUGAUCCCUGCGGGCAAGGCCGGCCUGGUCAUCGGCAAGGGCGGGGAGACGAUCAAGCAGCUGCAGGAACGCGCCGGAGUGAAGAUGAUUUUGAUUCAGGACGGUGCCCAGAAUACGAACGUGGACAAACCUCUCCGGAUCAUUGGGGAUCCCUACAAAGUGCAGCAAGCCUGUGAGAUGGUGAUGGACAUCCUUCGGGAGCGUGACCAGGGUGGCUUUGGGGACCGGAAUGAGUACGGGUCACGCAUCGGCGGGGGCAUCGACGUGCCGGUGCCCAGGCACUCAGUCGGGGUGGUCAUAGGUCGGAGCGGGGAGAUGAUCAAGAAGAUCCAGAACGACGCCGGUGUGCGGAUACAGUUCAAACAAGAUGACGGGACGGGUCCUGAGAAGAUCGCGCACAUAAUGGGGCCCCCCGACAGGUGUGAGCACGCGGCCCGCAUUAUCAAUGACCUCCUCCAGAGCCUCAGGAGCGGUCCUCCCGGUCCUCCAGGUGGCCCAGGCAUGCCCCCUGGUGGUCGGGGCCGGGGAAGAGGCCAAGGCAGCUGGGGCCCCCCUGGCGGGGAGAUGACCUUCUCCAUCCCCACUCACAAGUGCGGCCUCGUCAUCGGCCGAGGUGGCGAGAACGUGAAAGCCAUAAACCAGCAGACAGGAGCCUUCGUAGAGAUCUCGCGGCAGCUGCCGCCAAACGGGGACCCCAACUUCAAGUUGUUCAUCAUCCGGGGCUCGCCCCAGCAGAUCGACCACGCCAAGCAGCUCAUCGAGGAGAAGAUCGAGGGUCCUCUCUGCCCAGUCGGACCUGGCCCAGGGGGACCAGGCCCUGCCGGCCCAAUGGGGCCUUUCAACCCUGGGCCCUUCAACCAGGGCCCACCAGGGGCUCCCCCUCAUGCCGGGGGCCCCCCUCCUCACCAGUACCCACCCCAGGGCUGGGGCAAUACCUACCCCCAGUGGCAACCACCUGCUCCUCAUGACCCAAAUAAAGCAGCUGCUGCCGCGGCAGACCCCAACGCUGCCUGGGCUGCCUACUACUCACACUACUACCAGCAGCCCCCGGGCCCCGUACCGGGCCCCGCACCGGCCCCUGCGGCUCCCCCGACUCAGGGCGAGCCUCCACAGCCCCCACCCACCGGCCAGUCGGACUACACCAAGGCCUGGGAAGAGUAUUACAAAAAGAUUGGCCAGCAGCCGCAGCAGCCUGGAGCCCCCCCACAGCAGGACUACACGAAGGCCUGGGAAGAAUACUACAAAAAGCAAGCUCAAGUGGCCACUGGAGGCGGUCCGGGUGCACCCCCCGGCUCCCAGCCAGACUAUAGCGCCGCCUGGGCCGAAUAUUACAGACAGCAGGCCGCUUACUACGGACAGACCCCUGGCCCCGGCGGCCCCCAGCCUCCACCCACACAGCAGGGACAGCAGCAGGCAAGUGGGAACUGCCACCCUCCUCCUCCUCCUUUCUCCUUCCAACCCCCGGCCACCGUCCAUCCUGCCUUAGUGGGUAGCGCCGGCAACCCCUUCCCCUGCGGGGUGUGUCCCUGAUGCCUGCAGUGGGGCCGCGUGGCCGAGGUCUCCGGGAGCCCCCGCAAGCCGGGGGGCGUGUGCGCUGGGUCCAGAGGCUCAAGAAGAGGCCUCCAUCGCCAGCCUGCUUGUUCCUGUGUGACGCUGUCAUGACGUGGGGGGAGCGCCUGGAAAGACACAGGCGGGACUCUGGAACUGGUGGGUAGUCUGGGGGAGGGGGGGCAACAGACACCUUGGGGGUUGGUCGCCAUCCAGGCUUCCAACUCACUCACUCAAACCUGGCCACUUGGGAAAAAAGAGUUUGUUUUCCCCUCUCUGCAUUACUUUUUUGAUUUUUGUACCUUUUGUUCUUGGAGUUUUAAACCCGUGGUAUUUUUCCCCGUGUCCAAGUGACUGUGUUGCAGGCGGCCCCUGCGUGGGGUCAGCACUGGCUUGCUGGGGAUGAGGGGAGCCGCCCGGCCCAAGGCCACCGGCGGGCGUGACCCCCUGCCCGCCCGCUGCUCGUGCGCGCGCGCCGCUGUGUCCCAGUCUUGUCUGUGAAGUGGGCAUGACGAUCGUUGCCACCUUCCAACCUACCUCACAGGGGUGUUGUGGGGACACCGUGAUCUCAGAAAAUGUUGAUGUUGUGACGCGCCGGAGCCGCCCACCCUCCUCCAGACGAAGGGCACCCCUCCUCUCCCACCCUGAGUGCUUCCCUGCUCUCGCUCUCUGUCUCUGCGGUCCCUGCUCUCUCCUCCCGCUGAUGUGCCUGCUGUGUGUCCUCCCUCUCCACCGAGGAGCCAGGCCCUGGAGUGCCUGACUAGGCAGUGAGCGCGGCUUUCCAGCAGGACACACGUCUACAGGCCCAGGACAGGGCCUCUGACCCUCUUGCCGCUGCUGUGCGGGCCCCUCCACUGCCCCUCCAGCCUCCCACCCCGCCUUCCCUCCCCUCCCUGUAGUGACCAAUUCCUGUCUCUUCCCUCUCCGCAGGCUCAAUGAAUCGAAUGAAUGUGAACUACUUCAUCUGUGAAAAUCUUUAUUAUUAUUUUUUUUUCCAUUUUGUUUUGUUUGGGGCUUUUUUUUGUUUGUUUUUUUUUUUUUUGGUCUGGCGAGAGAGCGAUGGCUGCCGCAGGGGGUGACGGGAGCCCUCGCUGUGAGGCCCCAGAGUUCACGGCCCACGCGGGCCGCGCUCUCGCUCUCUCGCAUAUUCUGUGUGUCUCACAUCCUUUCCUUUCAAAAUUGGGAUCCUUCAUGUUGAGCCCGCCAUAGAAGAUAGCAAGGACUAAAUCUCUGCAAAAAAGAGAGAGAGAGAAAGAAAAAAAAAAACCAAAAGCAAAACAAAUUCUAUAAAAUUAUAUAUAUAUAUAAAA